GGUGCUACAGGGAUCUGCAUGGAACAGGUACUGAAUUAGGCUGACAAGGCAGGAUUGACUGUUUAAUCAACAAAAUAAGAAGAAAUAGAUGGAAAAGAGGCACAUGUGCUCCAGCUCCAGAGUUGCGGUCAUGAAACUAAUCUCGGGUGACAUUGGAAAACGACUUGAGGAGAUGGUGCAGCUGACAGCUCAGAACCUACCUCAGGUGGAGGUCACCAGUAGUUACACCAUCCUUAGAGAGCUGGGCAGUGGUGCCUUUGGGCAUGUAUUGAUGGCAGUCCACCAUAGCCAAGGAACCCCCAUGGCACUGAAAUUUGUACAUAAAAAAGGUACAGAGCUACAUGAUUUCCUUAAUGAAUAUUGCAUUGCACUGACUUUGGGGGCACACCCCUGUAUUGCUACUGCCCUCGGGAUUGCCUUCCAAACCUCCCAACACUAUGUCUUUGCACAAGAAUUGGCAUUGUCUCAUGACCUCUUCACACUUAUGGUGCCAAAGGUUGGCGUACCUGAGCAACAGGUAAAGCGCUGUGCCCUGCAGCUUGCAAGUGCCCUGGAAUACAUGGAAUCCAAAGGACUAAUCCAUCGAGAUGUCAAACCAGAAAACGUGCUGCUCUGUGACCCUGAAUGUCGGCGCAUCAAGCUGACAGAUUUUGGCCUGAGCUGCCCAAGGGGCCAAGCCAUUAAGGCCUUGCCUGAAAGUCUGCCUUAUACUGCGCCUGAAAUGUGUAUCUUGGGUCCCAAAACUAUCCUGGAAGCCCAGCCAAGCCUUGAUACCUGGGCUCUCGGAGUGCUGCUAUUCUGUGUGCUAACCGGCUACUUCCCCUGGCUUACAGCUAUGCCCUCUGAUCGGUAUUAUUGCAGCUUUGUCUCCUGGCAUCGUAGCCCCCGUUUUGUAUCACUCCCAGCCCAUUGGGAACGUUUCACUCCUCAAACAUUAGAAAUGUUGAAAGGGCUCCUGACACCUAACCCAGCACUUCGUAGCCCUGCCAAAAUGAUUAUGAAUUACAUCAAAACACCUUGGUUGCUACCGGAAGUAAAGAGUCGUGUCCGACCCAGCAGAGAACUUCUUGGCACUACCCGGAGAUGCUAAAAACCAAGUGUGUUGCAAGGAGAAACAAGAGGCUCUGAAACCUCACCUUAGCUUUUAAAGGACCAAAGAUGUCCAUCACCUGAUGAACACAUUUUGUUUGAUAAAAAUCAGUGAAGCCAGAGAAACAGAAAAGAUGACUAGGAAACAAACAAGCUGCUUAUUGAGCAAGGAAGGAGAAGCCAACUCAGGGGAAACCUAAGAGAGUUAGUCUUGGAAAUAUUGCUAUCCAAUCUCCUGCCUCUCUUCUUGAUUCCAGUUUCAAAAGAUUUGGGUUCAGUCUUUCUGUAAGGACCUGCCUUAACCAGUCCUUCAGGAAAGAAAACCUCUUGAAUCCAUUAAGUCAAAUCAAAAGAACUUUUACUGAGAAAAAGUGAUUGCAGGAAAGCAAGGCGAAAUCUGAAAAAGCCCAUGUGAUGCAAAUAGCAUUUUUUCAUUUCCCCAAAUUUAACCCCCCUGACCAAUCUACCAGUAGCCAAUGUGAUGCUGCAAGGUUGUUAUGGAAACUCUGAGGUGCUAGGCAGAUAACACAUGUCACCCUCAGGGCAGGACGCCCUUGAAGUCAGGCUGGGAGGGUAGCCAUCUCUGAAGACCAUCUUUUUUUUUUCUCCCUCCCUAAUUCCCAAACAGUUACAGUCAAAGCAAAAGCAUGCAAAAAUACCAGCAAGCCUCCUCCCCAUCUUCCAACAAAAUUGGAAGGACACCAUAGUGAGCCUGACACUUUCCUUAAUCAGGAAUUAUCCCUCAAAUUCUUAAAGCUUCUUAAAAGGAACCAAGUGAAGAAGUCAUAGCUUCCUUCUUUCACUUUGGAUCAGUUAAAAUGGAAUCAGUUUAAAAUUUCCAAUGAAUGAAUGGGGUAAAAGUUAGUGACCCUGUUUCCUACAACAGCAGUCAAAUGCAAGAAAUUUAUUUGAUAUUGUUGUGAGUCCUGGAUUUUUUUAAAUCAGUCUAGGAAACUUGAGUAUAA
Thamnophis elegans (Western terrestrial garter snake) is the source of this 2054-nucleotide messenger RNA. Its product is annotated as serine/threonine-protein kinase SBK1-like. Gene Ontology annotation, biological process: peptidyl-threonine phosphorylation; peptidyl-serine phosphorylation. The coding region runs from base 89 to 1090 and encodes 333 amino acids. NCBI's taxonomy places the organism in Eukaryota, Metazoa, Chordata, Lepidosauria, Squamata, Natricidae. Gene Ontology annotation, molecular function: protein serine/threonine kinase activity; ATP binding. The record is from RefSeq and is a predicted model, not a curated record. The transcript is spliced from 4 exons.